UUUUUUUCAUUAUGGCUCGAGAGCGAGAAGUGCUCACAUUUGUCUUUUCUCUCGACUCCCUCGAGACGGUCCGAAAUGCAUUCGUGUUUGCUUCGGGCAGUGUCGGGGAAUCAAGAAAGAGGGAGAGUGUUAGUUCGUCUUUGCCGACUCUCAGAAACUCUAUGAGUUCACGUAUACGUGAUUAGGCAGUGUGUGAAAGUGGAAUGAUGUGUUCCUGGUGCACUGAGUGCACUGCACUGCACCCAGUGCUCGGUCUGGUGACACUGGUGCAGAAGCAGCACCGUACAGCGGAAUUGUGUGGAACAUUGUGUGCGUUCCGAGGCAUAGGUGCGUUUUAGUUUAUAUCCUUGUAUCGCGGUAAAAUUGUUGUGUGACGACAUGAAGCUGCAUACAGAUGUAUAUGAUAAGUUGUAUUUAUACAUUACACCGGAAAAGUUCUACAUAGAACCUAUUGGGACUAAAGUGUUACUUGUAUUUGAUAGAGUGAGUCAGCAAAUUUAUACUCAAGCUGGCACAGCCAGUCAAAUCCCAUCGAUUGCAAGUCGUAGGAAAAUAUGGGGCAUAGUAGGAACCAUAAGGCUGUUAGCAGGCCGAUAUCUUAUAGUCAUUACAAAUGCCAUAGACAUCGGAACCAUAGCUGGGCAUCAAAUUUACAAAAUAGUUGCAACAGAAAUUAUACCUUAUACGAAAUCUUUAUUGCAUCUCAGCGAAAAGCAGCAACAGAAUAACGCUACCUAUUUAGAAAUGAUCAAAUCUGUGUUGAAUACACCGUACUUUUAUUUUAGUUACACGUACGACCUUAGCCAUACCAUGCAAAGACUUCAUAAUACGCCACCUGAAUUCUUACAGAUGCCACUUCAUGAUAGAGCAGAUCUUAGAUUUGUAUGGAAUGCUUAUCUUUUACAAGAUCUAACUUCAAGGCCUGAGCAGUACAAAUUUUGUCUGCCUAUUAUCCACGGAUUUAUAUCGUUGAACACUCUCACUGUGUCUGGCAGUACAUCGUUUAAUUUAUGUAUCGUAUCUAGACGAAGUAUCCACCGUGCUGGAACAAGACUGUUUUCGCGCGGUAUAGAUUCUACCGGUAAUGUCUCAAACUACGUAGAAACGGAACAGUUAAUUGAAUUCAAUGGGCAUCGUAUAUCUUUCGUACAAACGCGUGGUUCCAUUCCUUUGUUUUGGCAGCAGACCCCAAACUUGAAAUACAAACCUACGCCUCAGUUGAGCAACCACGAAGAUCAUCAAACUGCUUGCGCUCGACACUUCGAAGCUCAGAUAUUUCAUUAUGGGAAGCAAAUUUUGGUCAAUUUGAUCGAUCAUCGUGGUCCAGAGGCUACCCUCGAGAAAGCAUACCACAACGUAGUACAACGAAUUAACAAUCCGGACGUUCAGUACGAGAGCUUCGAUUUCCACGCCGAAUGCAGAAGAUUAAGAUGGGAUCGGCUGAAGGUUUUGCUCGAUCGGUUAGCCCACGAGUUGGAACAGAUGGGUUACUUUUUCCUUCUGGACGACGGAACGUUAUUAUCUGCCCAGGACGGAGUAUUUCGUACCAACUGUAUCGAUUGCCUCGAUAGAACCAAUGUUGUUCAAAGUAUGAUAGCAAAGAGGGUCGUUAACGAUGCGUUAUCAAAAUUGGAGAUUCUUAGGAGAAUCGAAGAUCACCCUAGCGUAGAAGAACAUUUUAAACGGAUUUGGGCCGACAAUGCUGAUGUGAUAAGUAUUCAGUAUUCAGGGACUGGCGCGUUGAAAACAGAUUUUACUCGAACCGGGAAACGCACUAAAUUAGGUGCUAUGAGAGACGGCGUGACUUCGUUAACAAGAUAUUAUAAAAAUAAUUUUGCCGACGGAUUUAGACAGGAUUCUCUGGAUUUAUUCUUGGGUCGUUACAUCGUGCAAGAUGGCGAAUGCACAUCGGUUCAAUGUCCUUUAGACAGUGAAAGAAACUGGCGUUACGCCACAUUCCCCUUGGUACUUAUCGUUGCAUCGUCGAUGUUGGUUGCUCAUAUCUUUCUCCCUUCGAGAUACACCACCGAAAUUUUGUUAUAUAUGCUAUUUUGGGGCGCCAUGGUGGGUGGUACGUUUGCAACCAUUAUUCAUCACGCCAAACAAUACGUGAACAAGCCAAAAUUGCUCUAAAAGGAUAUAAUUUCAAAUAGCACAUUUUGUGUAACACUUUCCACUUGUAUUGGUAAGCGUUACACGCCCUUUGUUAUUUUUGCUGUUAAAAUUUUAUAUUUUCGUAAUAGUAGGUGUUAGGGUUUGUUUCGAAAUUUUGUAAAAAGAGUAGCAAUCCGUUUUUACGGAUCCGAAUUUCGCACAUACGUAUCGCAUUUUAUUUCCAAAAAGUUUAUGUAUGUAAGUGCUAUAAUAGAGGGGUAAGCGUAGGCGAAAUUAGGGAAACGUGUUUUUAUUGAUGUACAUAGGUUUACACCGUAGUUGAUCAUAUUAAUUGAUUAUUAAAGCUCUCGCUUUUCCCCAUGAAAGUAGAAUAAGCUACGGGUUGCUAGGGACACUCGUUCCUUUGGAUUAGCUUACAACUCCUACAAGGAAAUCGUGUAAAGUAUUGUUAAAGAGCCAAGCUGUUAGUUUUCGACAGCAUUUGCCUGACUAUAAAAUCAAUCCGUGUAUAGUGCUUGGUACUUACCGUCCACGAAUGACUGUUUGAUCUUUCGUGCUAAAUUUUAACAUCGCAGGCGUGUCGGACCGUAUGUAAAAUCCAUUUGCAGUUUAAACAAAAUUUAUCGAAGGUUAACGAUAAAUUAACAUUGAAACGUUUCGAUGGGAAACAGGUUUUUAGAAUGUUAUACGAUCUAAUGGACCGUUCGUAAUUUGCGAGUGCCACCAGACCUAGUCAGAAAGCGGAUCGCGUUUAUAGACACGCGAAGACAUGUUGCAUCGUGUGUGUCAUGACGUAGACGUACAAUUAUCGAACAAAAGUGUAUGCUUUUAAAGUUGUACUCUACCGUAAGCCUGUAACAAUCACGAAUUCCAAUCCCGAUUAGUCCGUCUAAUUGUAACUGAGAGAUAGAUAAAACGUUUUAGCGGAGAAAUAUUUUUUAAUAUUUAAGAAGUGAUUUUCGUACCAAGAUACCUAUUCAGUUGGUAUUCAAAAUGCAUCAAUAAAAUUAAUGUUUUCUCUCUUGCAAAUAUAUUACUGCGUUUCUCACGACACGUAACCGUUAGAAGCGAGCCUAGUUGAGGUAAGAUUAAUUUUAACGAAUGUCUUCGAACAGCACCGUAUACGAUCGCUUGUUGUUCGUUUAUUUUUUAACCCAAAAGUGUUUAUCUGAAAAUACUUCGUUCAGACUCGUCCGAAUCCCUCCACGUGAAACCUGAUGGUUUGGAUCGUUCCAUUUGCUAUGCAGGGUGUUUCAGAAAUACGUGUGAAUAAUUAACUCAUUAAGGGUUAAAUCCGAUCGAAAAAUGGCUAUCUUUGUUUUGUAAAUAGGUUGAGUAUAUUAUAUCAGAAUAAAACAAGUAAACACAGGAUG
Colletes gigas is the source of this 3488-nucleotide messenger RNA. It is a transcript of the gene Sac1, whose product is annotated as phosphatidylinositol-3-phosphatase SAC1. Bases 379 to 2133 code for a protein of 584 amino acids. Gene Ontology annotation, biological process: phosphatidylinositol dephosphorylation. The transcript has 9 exons. Gene Ontology annotation, cellular component: endoplasmic reticulum. NCBI's taxonomy places the organism in Eukaryota, Metazoa, Arthropoda, Insecta, Hymenoptera, Colletidae. The record is from RefSeq and is a predicted model, not a curated record. Gene Ontology annotation, molecular function: phosphatidylinositol-4-phosphate phosphatase activity.